AUGGCCUCCUUGUUUGCUCAAGAAGUUCGCCUUUCCAAAAGACAUGAAGAAAUAGUAUCACAAAGAUUAACGUUACUUCAACAAAUGGCGAAUAAAUUUGAAGAGCAAAACAAAGUAAAGGCAUCUCAGAUUCAAGCAGCCAAGGCUGCUUACAAAAGGAACCUUAGUCUAUUAAAUGAUAUUGAAGCAGCAGAAAAGUCUCUCCAAACCAGAAGUCAGUCACUCCCACAGCCUGAGAUGGUUUCUCUUGAGACUCAUUACUGGGAAUCAGUAGAAGAAUAUAUUCCCAACUGGGAUCAGUUUCUUUUAGGAAAAGCACGAUAUCCUGUUGGUGUUGAAGAGCUAAAUGGAGCAGAAAACAGCACUCAAAAAGCAGAACAGCAAUAA
This is a messenger RNA of Elephantulus edwardii (Cape elephant shrew), 387 nucleotides long. RefSeq names its product chromosome unknown open reading frame, human C3orf14 (gene CEP15). NCBI's taxonomy places the organism in Eukaryota, Metazoa, Chordata, Mammalia, Macroscelidea, Macroscelididae. The record is from RefSeq and is a predicted model, not a curated record. The coding region runs from base 1 to 387 and encodes 128 amino acids. The transcript is spliced from 4 exons.